AUGGUGCUGGAUAUAAAUUUUUCCCGCUACGACAACACGACACCAUUCGGCUUCAAGCUCGUCGGUGGAGCCGAUUUUGAUGUGCCGCUAACGGUGGUUAAAAUCCUACCCGGAAGCAUCGCCGAGGCGGCCGGCAUGCACAUGGGCGAUGUGGUGGUGCGCAUCAAUGACAUCCCGACUAGCGACAUGUCGUACUACGACGCACACCAGCUGUUGGCCUGCGCCGGCAAUCAGUUCGUGCUCGGUAUCCUAAGGGCACGCGAGGUAACGCCAUCGCAGCGUCUGAUCAAGGAGAAAACGCCAUCGGGCGAGGUGGAGUACAUCAACACCUCGCCGAAGCCAUUCUGGACGCCGAACGUGACGAGCCCCUCGUUUGGUCAAUCUCGGGAGGGCCACGAAGAGCCGGAGGUGCCAGCGGCUCCGAUCACCGACGAGCAGAUCGCCGAGGUGCUAUCGGGUGAAGCCGAAGUGCUGAAGCAGCACAACGUGAUCGGUGUUAACUUCAACAAGAUGAUCCCAACGUCGGGCGUUUUCAAGCAGAGCGAAGUGUUUAAGACGCUCAACAGCGAGCUGGUGCAGAGCGAGGAGGAGGACAAGAAGUGGACCACCUUCUUGCAAAAGCCCCAGCGUCCCCCGCCGAAGACACCGGAUCAGCGGCAGCAGGAGCGCAACCCGCCGACCGAGCGCUACCAGGUACGAAUUGUGAAGCAACCGAAACCGAAAAUAGCCCCCGACUACAAGCCGCCCAAGUCUCCGGAACCCGAGCCGGAACCGGAACCUAUCCCGAUGUACGACGAGUACCUGAACGAGCGACAGGAGGUCGAGGUGGAGACGAUCAAGACUAUCGUCGAGGAGACGACGGUCGCGCCAGGUAACCCCGAGAAUUCCCGCGGUGAAGGUGAUGCCCAGCCGGCCCCGGUCAGUCCAAGCGAGGAGGAACCGUCGGAAGAGUUCCGCGAGCAGCUGCAGAACGUCCAGAAGCAGCUGGAGGCACUAUCCGCGCUACCGAACACGAUCCAGGCCACGAUUGCCGCACUGACCGAGCAGCUGGCCGUCCUGGCGGCUCCAAAACGGAAAUCCAAGAGUGUUUCGCCAAAACCGGAAGAAGGAGCGCCAAAAGAUGGCGAGACCAACGGUGGCGAACCGACCACGGAGGCCAUUGUGCCCGAAGUGUCCGAAACGUUCGAGGUGAGCGAGUUUACCCGGGCGGACAGCAGCGGUGCCGAGCAGUCCUCAUCGGUCGACGAAGGCGAACACAUCCAGUACACGGCGGAAGAGUUCGAGCAGCUAGAGAAAAGGAUGAAGGAACACGAUAUCGAGUGGACCAACCAGAACGAUAAGGAUUCUGAUAGCUCAAGUGUGCAGCAGACAAACGGCGGAGACGUUCGCACCGCCGUCCAGGACGAGCUGAAGCUGCAGGUGGUUAAGAAGAAGAAGAAGGCGGUCAGCGCGUUCGGACCACUGACGCCACAGGAGCGACCGAUCUACCUACCCGGUGGACGCAAGUGGCGCACGGCGAAGGACGCCUUCAACGAGCAGUUCAUCGCGGAGGUGAUCAGCUCGCAGGCGGAACUGAUCCAGGGCACGACACUGGGCCCCUCGUACGAAAGUCCUCAUCUGGGUUACGACGACAGGGUGAACUUCCUCAAGUACCAGAAGCCCGAGAAGGACCUGAGCUUUAUCCGGAACAGCGACGUCUACAAGCUGGUGCACGAUAUGGACCCCCCGAAGAGCGGCAUCGAGCUGCGCCCGGAGAUGGUGGUGGCUGAGGAGGAUGUGCGAAAGGUAAUGAAAGAUGAAACCAUUUUCCAGCCUCGCAAGGCGAAGGUUUUCCUCUACCAAAAUUAA
Anopheles coustani is the source of this 1848-nucleotide messenger RNA. RefSeq lists its product as uncharacterized. Gene Ontology annotation, cellular component: adherens junction; stress fiber; filamentous actin. The transcript is spliced from 10 exons. Gene Ontology annotation, biological process: muscle structure development; actin cytoskeleton organization. Gene Ontology annotation, molecular function: muscle alpha-actinin binding; actin binding. NCBI's taxonomy places the organism in Eukaryota, Metazoa, Arthropoda, Insecta, Diptera, Culicidae. The record is from RefSeq and is a predicted model, not a curated record. The coding region runs from base 1 to 1848 and encodes 615 amino acids.